Messenger RNA from Chroicocephalus ridibundus (black-headed gull), 4994 nucleotides. RefSeq names its product ribonuclease H2 subunit B (gene RNASEH2B). The transcript is spliced from 11 exons. Gene Ontology annotation, biological process: RNA catabolic process. The coding region runs from base 84 to 1007 and encodes 307 amino acids. NCBI's taxonomy places the organism in Eukaryota, Metazoa, Chordata, Aves, Charadriiformes, Laridae. The record is from RefSeq and is a predicted model, not a curated record. Gene Ontology annotation, cellular component: nucleoplasm; ribonuclease H2 complex.
UGGCUCCGCCUUGGCCGCCAUGUUGCGGCGGCGGGAGAGGCGGCGGGAGCGCGGGCGACGGCCGCCGCCGGGGCGUACGGAGCAUGCACGGCGCCAAGCAGCGUCCCGCGGACGCGCACCCGGGCCAGUGGGUGCUCCUUGCGCCAGAGGCUGCUACUGACCCCUCCAAGACACCUGACAGUGAACCUUUGUUUACAAAACUGCGCAAUCCAAGUACAGGGGAAGCAACCCUUUACUUAUUCAAUAGUGGUGCACAGCAGCUGUUUGAAGUAAAAGCUUUUCAUGAGGAAUAUCGUUCCUGGUUUAUAGGUCAGACUGUUCAACAAGAUGGGCGCCUGCUGUUUGUUACACCAAUGGACCCUUUAUUUCUGAUCCUUUACUACCUCAUAAAGGCAGACAAGGAGCAGCAGGGAAAGUUCCAGCCACUCGAUCAAGUUGUGCUAGACUCAGACUACCCGAACUGCCCAUUGCUGCUGAAGUGUGCAGAUGUUAAACAGUACAUACAUCAUGUAACAGAAGAAAAAGAGAUUGGCACUCAGAAAUUCCACAAAUACAGCCAAGAGAAGACACUGAAGUGGUUAAAGAAAAAGGUCAAUCAAACAGUGAAAGCACUUAAAGGCAACGAUAUAUCUGUAGGUGAAAGGGUACGUGCAGCUACAUUUAUCAGCGGUAAACAGAUCACAGAUACUAAAGAAGACUAUGUACGGUAUGCCCAUGGGUUAAUAUCAGAAUAUAUUCCUGAAGAUCUGAGUAAGGACUUACUAAAAUACUUAGGACUCCCAGAACUUAAAAGCCCAGCACCAGAGCCACCGCUGAAGAAAAGGAAAUUAUCAGAUGUCCCUGUGGAAGCAGAAGACGACUAUACUAAGUUUAACACCAGCAAUCCGAAACCCAAAAAGGCAAACAGCAAGAUGUCUGCAGCACAGAAGGCUCUGGCCAAAGUUGAUAAGAGUGGAAUGAAAUCCAUUUCUAUGUUCUUCAGCUCCAAACCUAAAGCAUCAAAAUAAAGACUUGUACUUGAACAAUGGUUAUUUUUAUGUUAAGAUAAAGAUGUCUCCUGGUGUUAUUUGUUAGUAUAGUAUCUGCAGGGCAUGUUUGCGUAUGUGGUGGAGGGUGAUGAAGAGAUCUGUGAGUGGGUGUGAGACAAAGCUAUUAUGCCUCAGUGGGGCGAGGCGGUACCGUGCAGAUGUUCCAGCCUGGGUCAGGAAGGUAGCCGAGCUGCAUUAGCAUGGUCCUGUCAGCUGAGAAGCAAGGUUUAGCAUAGUACCAUACUGUACCGCUGCUUGUUCUAGAGCAAGCUCAGUCAGGGCCACCACAGAGUUUUCUCCAUUGCACUCCAUUCUGGGCUGGAAACAUGCCCUCCUUUGAGGUUUUUAAGGAGAGGUUUUUUUGUUCGUAAGGAGCAUUAUUUUUUGAGACUUUCUGGAGAUUUUUACCCGGUAUAACACCAGAGUAGGAUGACAUCGUUGGAUUUUUAUGUUGACCCAAAUCUAAUUGCUGAUGUAAGCAUUGCCGUUGGUGGCAAUUUAUAGAGGCAAAGUUAGUGACUAUAUUGGGAUUUUGGUUGUUUUGAAUAUGCUGGAAACAAAUUGCAAUAAAUGUCAAUGCGCAUGUAAUGCAAUAAAGUGCUUUGUGUAACAAAUUUGUGCUUGUUGUAUUUGCUGUAUGUUUCAAGAGUUAGAUUAGGCUUCAGGACAUUUCUUAAGGGGGUUUGGUAUUUUCCUGUGUAUAAAUUUUAAUCCUUAAAGAAUUACAACAUCACUUUGGGCUUACAUGAUAAAUCUCUUAACACAUAGCAAUAUAGGGGUAUUUUUCUGUUCAAUUCCAAGGUCAAUAGGUCCUUACGAAAAAAAAUCAGCGAAACAUUUGUUUAAAGGCAAAACUGGGGCUUUUAAAGAAGCUUAUUUUCAGCUGGAUGUGUAAUUCAAAAGCUUAAGUAUGAGUGUCUUGGAUAAGGUUUAGUUUUAUGAAGUUUUGCACAAGGUAGUACUGUUACUUAAAACACACUACUCACUCUUGGGUGUGUUCUUCCCUCAUUACAGAGUAUUGCUAUAUAUUCAGAGGGAUAGCUAUCUGCUAUGUUGCAGUUUCCCUGAUUCACAGAAUUGAAAAAGAGAUGGAGUCACUGCAUAGGUGUAUAGGUCUAGUUGUAUAGGUUUGUGUAGGUCUAGCCAGUUCUGGACAACACUGACUCAUAGUUUCAUCCACCAGUUGUUGCGCUGAGCCAUUACUGUGAAUCAGCUGCAAUGUGUGUUUUAGAAAGACACAAUUUAAUAUACGCCAUUCUUUGCUACUUCAGCUCAGUAGAGAAUCUGCGAAUCUACCUGUAUCUCUCGAUAAAGGGGAGUUUCAGAGAAACUAGGAGUUUCUUCAUUUUUGGUAACUAUGCCAUUUUUCCACUUCAGACUUACUUGCUGCUGCUUACAACCCAUGGAUUACAGGGGUGUCUGUUAGGUUAUAGAGCUCUGUGGCAUUCUCUUCCAACCAGAAAUGAAUGAGAAGCCUUGCUCUGUGUUGCAGUUGUCAUUGUAGUUGUAGUUUUUUUGCAAUUUGUAGUUUUGCAAUUGUUGUUGGGGUUUGUGUGCCUUUCAGACCAGUGGUUUUUUCAAAGUGUCGGGCAUAGUUUGUAAAUGGGGAAGUCAGUAUGGUUGGAAUUCCACAUAGAGGAAAAUAUUCUGAAAUAUAUGGAAUUAUUAUCCCUAAUUACAGAGAUAUUAAUUUAACAAAUGUGAAUGGCCUCCCAAUAGCGUGCAGUUAAUGUUCCCCUGUUCUAAAAAUGUUUGUCUGAAGCGGAUUAUCUGAAAAUCAGCCCAUAGUACCAGUGUUUGAAUGUAGGUUGAGACGUGUGUGAUUGAGAUGAAGAGACUUCAUUGAUUUUUUUCAGUUAGAAUCUAUUAUCCCAGGCCAUUUGGUGCUUUAAUAAAAUUCCAGUAAUGAAUGUCAACUUUCUGAGACAGUAUAAGGAGGUGGGGAGCAAUAGGGGACAAAGGAAAAAACCCAGUAAUUGCUACGUGGAGAAAUUCCUGUUAUACCACACUGCCUUGUUGUUCAGCUGUCUUUGGCAGAAUUUCACCAGCCCUAUCAGUAAACUUUCCUUUUCUGACAUCAACUAUCAGACAAGUUUAAAAAUUAAUAGUAGGUGUCAAUGUACGUGACAAUUUCUAUGGGCACCACCUUUAGAAUUGCCGUCUUGGUUUUUUCCUACCUUACUUGUCUGGGCUGUAAAGGAAGACCAGCCCUGUAGCAGCACCAGUUGGUUUAUCCAAUGGGUCCUUGCUAUGGUGGUUGGACACUUGGUUGGUUGGACUCGAUGAUCUGAAAGAUCUCUUCCAUGCGAGACAAUUCUACAAUUCUGUGAUUGGAAAGAGCUAGCAUUUGGUGAGCCCAGAAUGAGCAAUUGCAGUCAUGAAGUGAAGGGUUAGAUUUUGAAAAAUAUUCAGCCUAGCCCAGCAGUUUGACAGGCAACUCCCAGCUUCAUAUCAGUAGGAGAAGGGAUGCACCAAUGAUGGCAACUUUUGAAAACCACCACUCAAAGUGCAGGAUAAUGUUAUGGAAAAAAGAAAGAGCAGGCACGUACUAUCAUGUCAAUGGAGAAGUUUUGUGCAGUCAGCACCAUCUUGGGGAGUAUUUUGGUAAAUAAGAGGAAAGGAAUUGUGUAUCUCUUAAUUCCAAGAAGAUGUGAGGGCAGACAAGCAUGGGAUGGAUAUUUGAGUGGAAAACCAAGAGUGGGAGAGGGUUACAUUAGAAACAGGAACUAUGGGGUAGGACAGAUGCAUGGCAGAAGCUCUUCUUCUGGAUAUUUACAUCUGUUAGUUUUAGGGCUGUGGUUUUUAGUAGUUCAAAAGUUUUGUGAAAUAAAUUUUGGAAAUGCGUCUUUUCAUUGACUGAACAGUUCAAGAACCUUUCUUCUAAGAAAACGUCCCAGUUUCUCUGGUCAGAAUUUAGGACAGGAGGAGGACAAUUCUGAUCAAGAUGGGAGGCCUUUGUGCUGACUUCUGGUCUGGGAUACUGACUUUUUUUUUUUCCUUCUCUGUACAUGAUUUUCACAUCUGCCGCUGCACUCAAGGACUAAGUCUAGAGUUCUUCCUCUGUGCAUAGAUGCGGUGUGCUUUUGUGUGUCGCAUCUCGACUUCAUCUGUUAGCUAUGCCGUAACUUACAACAAUAGUAAUUUUAUUAGUGACUGGGCUUUUGCUUGAGCAGGAAUUGGUGCAUGACAAAAAAAAAUAAGCCAUUUCCAAAAGCCAUUAGAGCUUUCACAUGAAAACAAAAACUCUUUUCCCUUUAGGAAAGAAUGAAAUACAUUUAGUAACUUUGAAACUUCCUCAACAUGUAGCUGUAAGAAGUUAUGAAGAGCAUGUGGUGCCAAAUACAUAAAACAAUAUUUCCUACCACAACGAGGAUUUAAAUAUAGUUACUAUGCCUGGCCAGCAGUAGCAGUAGGUCAUUAUGAAGUGCUGCUUUGCUAUUUCUUCCUUGGUUAGCUUAGUAUGAAACAAUAUGCCAGCACCGUUGUAGAAAUGUGGUCUUACUUUACUUCUUUUUGGCAUUAACAUGCCAUCUCUACAUGUUCAUGUAAAUAUCUGACAAGUUGUGAUGCAUUUAUAGUUGUUGUUUUGGGAUUAAGCAGCUCUUACGUUUCCCCUUUUUUAGACUUCACAUUGCAAACGGAUUGACAGCAGUGGGCACGGAAAACUUAAUAUGGAAAUACCAGCACUGACUUAGGGAUGUGUAAGGGUUGGACUUGCACAUCAUUUUCAGUCUUAAGUAAUAAACUUAGUUCUAUUUGUAGAAGUGACAAUUGGUGAUUUGAAUAUUUGCAGUGGAAAAGGCAUAGUUGGCAGGAUUUGCAUUCAGAUCUGAAAUUUUUAGAAGAGUUUAGUGAUGCUUGUUUUCAGGUGUUGACUUGCAUCUGAUGAUGCUUUUUAGAGGAGAAACUAAAUGUAUGGAUGCUUAUUUGAAUAGAUUACUGUUUAUGACUUGGGUUUUCUCUUUC